AUGCCAUCAAGUACAACACCACCACCAGAGCUCGAGGUGCUUACCUUUCUCUCGGAUCCCAACGCACAGGUCCGACAGGUCGCCCUCAGCAAUAUCGUUGGCUUCAGUGCAAAAGGCAGCCCGCAACGGUCGUUGCUCAUCUCGAAGCACAAGAACAGAGAUGGUUCUCCUUUGCUCGGCCGCGACGGCAAUGAAGUGGACACGGUCGAAGAUCUCAAGCGGCUCUGUCAAGACCAGCCUAUCACCGCCCACGAUGCUUUCAGCGCAUUGAUCAACAUCUCGGAUAGCUUGGUGCUGGCACGCAAGAUUGGCGACAAGGCCUUCCUCGAGUUCCUGGUGCGGUACAUCGCCGACCCCGUCUCUUUGCUUGCCGACCUCGCAUGCAUGCUCCUCUCCAACCUCACCAAGCUCGAGUCCAUCUGCGCCAUCUUGCUUGACCUUCAAGUGCAGGCCCGCCCCUUCUAUAGCUUCAUGGCAUCCGAAGAGAUGGAGGGUGCGCUCAACGGCAUGGACGUCGAGCCAAACGAUCCAGAGUAUGCAGCCAAAAAGGCAAAAGCGGAGGAGUAUGCCAAAAAGGUAGCUGAUCAGGCCCAAAAGAUGGACGAAAAGGUGCCUGCCAUGGCCAGGCUGCUCGACGCUUUCGAGGAAGGUGCUACCGUCGCUUCCCAGGGCAGCGAUCUCGAGGUCAUGAAGCAGCGCGCAAAGGAGGCUGCCACCAAGGCCCAGACCGACCAUGAGCCAGAAAAAGUGGAACGGGGACCUGAUGGCCGUCCGCGUAUCAAGCGCAAAACCAACUGCAACUUCCUCGCGAGCGUCUUUGCCAACGUCACGGUGCUGCCAAGGGGAAGAGAUUGGUUUGUGAGCCCAUUGUCCGCCUCUUCCGCAGCAGCUUCGGCUACAGCGCAGGCAGCUCUCGCUCGAGGCGUCGACGAGCAGGGCGCGGUGCCUGCAGCCACAGAAUACCCCGUUGCUCGCAUCAUGGCCUUCACCGAACAUCCCAACCUCAUCCGUCGAGGGGGCGUUAUCAGCACACUCAAGAACGUCUUGUUUGUCAAAUCGGCACACAAGCUGCUCGUCGCGCCACCACCCGUUCGCGACGGCGAAGACGAGAUGCUCGCUGGUGCGCUUCGUGCUACCACACGGCCUCCUUCUUCCGUCGAUAUCCUACCUUACCUCUUGCUCCCGCUCUGCGAUGGUAAGGAGCUCGCUGAAGUCGACCUCGAAGACCAAGAGGAACUGCCCGAAGAAUGCCAGAUGCUUCCGGAAGACAAGAAACGCGAAAGAGAUCCAGCACUCCGUCUCAUGCUCGUCGAGAGCCUGCUUCUCCUUUGCACCAACCUUUACGGCCGCCAGUGUCUGCGCGCACGUGGCGCCUACGUCGUGGUCAGGUCAGCGCAUCUGGUCGAAGCAGAUGAAAAGAUCGCAGAGGCCGUGCUCAGGCUCGUCAACAUUCUCAAGAGGGACGAGUCCGCUUCAACGGCCAAGGACCUCGAAGAUGACGCCGAGGCCAAUGAAGAGGACAUCGGAGCCGAGGUACAGCAGGACGACGACAGCGAUGAUGAAGACUUGCAGAUCGAAGAGCUCUGA
This is a messenger RNA of Sporisorium graminicola, 1587 nucleotides long. RefSeq lists its product as uncharacterized. NCBI's taxonomy places the organism in Eukaryota, Fungi, Basidiomycota, Ustilaginomycetes, Ustilaginales, Ustilaginaceae. The record is from RefSeq and is a predicted model, not a curated record. Bases 1 to 1587 code for a protein of 528 amino acids. The transcript has a single exon.